Molecule: messenger RNA, 5385 nt
Organism: Suillus paluster
Lineage: Eukaryota; Fungi; Basidiomycota; Agaricomycetes; Boletales; Suillaceae
Product: ABC protein
Exons: 49
Coding region: 1-5385 (1794 amino acids)
Biological process (GO): transmembrane transport
Cellular component (GO): membrane
Molecular function (GO): ATP binding; ATP hydrolysis activity; ABC-type transporter activity
Source: RefSeq, a predicted model, not a curated record
AUGUCCCAGCGGGCUACGCAGGGCGAAACGGUCACAGGCGAGCAAGAGCUCAGGGAAGCUAACGCAGACAAUUACCAACCUUUGAAUCUUCAACUCGAUACUGGCGAUGAGUAUACAAACUUUCGUCAAAAAUGGUGGCAGUUGUGGUUACCUAAGGACCCACCAAUUCCAGCCCCCCCAUCUCUGGAGGAUGCAGCGCUGACGCCCUUGGCCAAUGCUUCCAUUUUCUCUCAACUCACUUACGCCUGGAUAACAGGUAUAAUGGUCCUUGGAUAUCAGCGCACAUUGCAAGCGUCUGAUCUCUACAAAUUGGGCGCACCCCGAGAGUCAGCUGUCCUUGCCGCCAAACUGGAGGCUGCAUGGCAGCGACGUGUUAAGGCAGCAGUCGACUGGAAUGCACGUCUUGAGAGUGAAGAACUCAAGCCGUCCUUCGUGAAACGUACCGGCUGGGCGUUACGCGCGAUUUUCAGGCAAGAACAGAAUCAAGGCGCGACUUGGUCUGAGCGGUGUGUUGCGUUUCAGAAACAUUGGCGAGAAUCCGAAGGACGGAAAGAGGCCAGCCUUACAUGGGCUUUGAAUGAUGUCUUUGGUAGUAUGUUCUGGAUCGGAGGUAUAUUCAAGGCAUGGGUCUUUGGUGAUACAGCACAACUCAUGAGCCCGAUUGUCCUUCGGCAAAUCAUUGUCUUUGCGGAGGAGCGUUCCGCCGCAAUUAUUGCCGGAGAACCUGUCCCCAAUGUCGGCCGCGGUAUCGCCAUGGCUCUUGGGCUCUUCGCGCUUGCUGUGACAGCGAGUAUAUGCACUCACCAGUUCUUUUGGCGGUCAAUGACAACAGGCGUACUGGCUAGAGCCGCACUGAUAGCAUGUAUCUACGAGCGUGGAGUGAACCUCACAGGCAAAGCGCGUGUCAAACUCAACAACGCCGCACUUAUUAACCAUAUUUCCACGGACGUGAGCAGGAUUGAUGCGUGCGCUCAGUGGUUUCUUGAACCUCUCGCCACUAGCAUGCAGGCGAGCUGGACUGUGCCUAUCCAGGUCACAGUUUGUCUAAUCAUUCUUCUGAACGAGCUCGGACCGUCUGCACUCGCCGGUUUUUCGCUAUUCGUCCUCAUCAUACCAAUUCAAGAGCGGUUAAUGACACUGCAGCAUCGUGUUCGCUUGGGGUCAAUGAAGUGGACUGAUCAACGAGCCAAAGUCCUACUAGAGGUACUCGGGGCCAUGCGCGUGGUGAAGUACUUCUCGUACGAGGUUCCCUUCCUUCAGAGGAUCUUCGAGCUUCGAAAGAAGGAACUGCAUGGUAUCCGACGGAUUCUUCACUCAAGUUCGGCGAACUUGGCGCUCGCUACUUCGCUCCCAGUUCUCGCUGCUACACUAGCUUUCGUCACGUACACCCUUACAGCGCACAACUUCAAUGUUGCCGUCAUAUUCACCUCGCUGAAUCUGUUCCAGCUUCUCCGGCAACCAAUGAUGUGGAUGCCCCGCGCUCUAUCAGCCAUCCCCGAUGCAUCCAGCGCGAUCCAGCGGCUCACGCACGUAUUUCGCGCAGAGCUUAAUUCCGGAGAUGCACUCGUGAUCGACGAGGAUCAAGAACCCGCGCUUCUGGUGAAGGACGCGACGUUCGAGUGGGAGUCCUUCGAGAAAGACUCUAGUGAAAAUUUCAGCUCGAAGAAGGGCGCACGCAGCGGCAGCGGUCCACUGAAGAGCAAGGAUAAGAGUGCGCAGGAGGACAAGGCAACAGAGAAACCCGCUCCUGGAAGAGAUGUACCGCUCUUUAGGGUCAAGAAUGUAACCAUGACAAUUCCACGAGGUCAGCUAGUCGCCGUAGUCGGGCGUGUCGGAAGUGGCAAGUCCAGCUUGUUACAAGGAUUGAUAGGGGAGAUGAGGAAAGUCUCCGGGAAUGUCUCGUUUGGCGGUCGCGUUGGUUAUUGCCCGCAGACUGCGUGGAUCCAGAAUGCAACCUUGCGUGAUAACAUCAUUUUUGGCCGGCCAUUCGAGGAAGAUAGAUAUUGGCGUGUUCUUGAGACCGCUUGUCUACUUCCAGAUCUUCAACUGCUCCCUGAUGGGGAUUUGACUGAGGCAAGAUCGGAGAAAAAGGUUAACAUUGCUCGUGUCCUGUACUUUGAUCCUAACAUUGUCAUAUUUGAUGACCCGCUCUCGGCAGUGGAUGCUCACGUCGGGAAGUCCUUAUUCCAAGAUGCCAUUGUGGGAGCCCUGCGCAAUCGCGGUGUCACCGUCAUUCUGGUCACGCACGCGAUCCACUUCCUGUCUCAAGUAGACCGCAUCUAUACGCUAAACAACGGCGUCAUCACAGAGAGCGGAACCUACGAUGAAUUGAUCUCCCGCGGUGGGGACUUUGCGCGUUUGGACCUGGAAUUCGGCGGUCACGCGUCCGAGGGGAAAGAUGAAGACCAGGCAGAAGAAAUCACUUCGCAGACAGUUGUUACCAUCGAAGAUGUCAAGUUGAAGUCAAAAAAAGCCAGAGAAAAGGCCACUGGAAGUGGUAUACUUGAAGGUCGCUUGAUCGUCAAAGAGAAGCGUUCGACUGGUUCUGUGUCUUGGGGAGUGUACUGGACCUACUUGGUUGCGGCACGCGGUUCGAUAACAGGACCUCUGGUUGUUUUCUUCAUGCUCGCGAUGCAGGGAAGCCAGAUCUUGAACGCAUACACGCUAGUUUGGUGGGAGGGCAACAAAUUAGACCGACCAAUUUCGUUCUAUCAGACGCUAUAUGGUUGUCUCGGGGUCUCUCAAGCGAUCUUCGCAUUCUUGAUCUGUGCUGGAAUGGACUUCAUGGCCUUUCAUGUGUCCCAAAACCUGCACCACAAGUCCGUGCGCAACGUCUUUUAUGCUCGCAUGUCCUUUUUUGAUACUACACCUAUGGGCCGCAUUCUGAGCAUUUUUGGCAAAGAUAUCGACAGUGUAGACAAUCAAUUAGCAUUUGCAAUGAGAUUGCUUGUCCUUACGCUGACCAACUACAUUGGCUCUAUUAUCAUCAUUGCUUUCCUUGAACCCUACUUUAUUAUUGCUGUUUUUUUCAUCUUGAUCGGUUACAGCUACUUCGCUGCCUUUCAUCGAGCUAGUGCUCGCGAGGUCAAGCGCCUGGAUUCUAUGCUUCGCUCUCUUCUGUAUGCACACUUUUCUGAGACUUUGACAGGACUUCCUACCAUCCGAAGCUACGGAGAAAUGAAGCGGUUCAUUGCCGCCAAUAGAUACUACAUCGAUCUGGAGGAUAGAGCUCUAUACAUCGUUGUUACCAACCAGAGGCAAGCGAUCUUAUACCUAUAUCGUGGCCGUCGUUGGCUCAUCACCUUCCCUCAGAUGGCUUGCGAUAAGGUUGGACUUCAUGGGAGGCAUGUUGCUCUCCUAGCAGUUAUCGACGUCUCCGGGAUUGACGCCGCCCAGAUAGGGUUGGUACUCACAUAUACCACCAUGCUGUCACAAAUGUGUCGUCAGGUGACCAGACAGACGGCGGACGUCGAGAAUUGCAUGAAUUCAGUGGAACGAUUGGUACAAUACGUCGAAGGAGACGCAAUCCCUCAAGAGGCGCCGCAUGAGAUCGAAGAACGCAAACCCCCAGCGCGGUGGCCUGAAUAUGGCGCUGUCGAAUUUAAUGACGUUAAGAUGGCAUAUCGACUAGGUCUUCCCAACGUAUUGAGAGGUGUCUCGGUCAAGGUCAGGGGAGGCGAAAAGAUAGGUGUGGUUGGAAGGACUGGUGCCGGAAAAUCUUCGUUGAUGCUUGCGCUGUUCCGAAUUGUCGAGUUGUCUGGUGGUUCGAUCACUAUCGAUGGUGUCGAUAUAUCUACAAUCGGUCUAAAAGACCUCCGCUCCAAGAUAUCUAUCAUCCCGCAAGAUCCUCUUCUUUUUAGUGGGACCGUGCGGUCCAACCUGGAUCCAUUCUCCCAGCACGGUGACGCGGAGCUAUGGGAUGCGCUGCAUCGAUCUUGUCUUGUUGAUUCUAGUACCACUUCGAAACAUGCAUCUUCCAGCGAUGGCACCAGGCGCGUGCGAACUUCUACCAGUCGCCAUAACCUUGACAACACUAUCGAGAGCGAGGGAGCGAACCUCAGUGUUGGGGAGAGAUCACUGCUCAGUCUAGCUCGUGCGCUGGUGAAAGACUGCAAAGUCGUUGUGCUUGAUGAGGCCACAGCCUCUGUUGAUCUCGAGACUGAUAACAAGAUACAGCACACUAUCCAAAUGGAAUUCAAGGCCCAUACGCUACUUUGUAUCGCUCACCGACUUCGAACUAUCAUUUCAUACGACCGAAUUCUGGUCCUCGACGCUGGCCUCGUUGCAGAAUUCGACACUCCAUCUAAUCUUUUCAGAUUAGAAGGCGGACUUUUCCGUGGAAUGUGCGAGAGGAGUAAUAUUUCCUUGAAAGAUAUAGAGAGGAAAGAUGACUAUAAGGUCAAGCCGACACUGGAAGAAGGGGAAAUUUAUCGACCGGAUAUCCUUGCGGUAGUAGAUACUGCCAUCGAUCGUCUCAGCAGCGAUCUACGAGAACUGAACCUCGAUAUUCACGAUCAUCCAGAGAUCAAAUAUGAAGAAAGAUACGCGCACGAUGCGUACACGUCUUUCCUAGAGAAGCAUGGAUUCGAAGUCACGAGGCACUACCUCCUGGAGACUGCGUGGGUCGCGACCUACACCCACGGGCAGGGCGGACACGUUCUAGGAGUGAACUCAGAGAUGGAUGCGCUGCCGGGCAUCGGACAUGCGUGUGGCCACAAUCUCAUUGGCGUCGCAGGUGUUGCUGUCGCCUGUGCGGCGAAAGCAGCGAUGGAGCAGCUCGACAUCGACGGGAAGGUGGUUUUGCUUGGUACACCUGCUGAGGAAGGCGGAUUUGGAAAGGUGAAGCUGUGGGAGAGGGGAGCAUACAAAGAUAUGGACGCGUGUCUCAUGUGCCACCCUGCCCCUGGUCCCCUUCACUCCAUCAGUUUGAGCAGCUGUCUUGCAGUCAUACGCCUGGAGGUAGAAUACUCAGGCCACACUGCGCAUGCCGCACUUAGCCCCUGGGAAGGAAAGAAUGCGCUGGAUGCAGCUGUGCUGGCAUAUACGAACAUCGCUUUGCUGCGCCAGCAGAUUAAACCUACGCACCGCGUGCAUGGAAUUUUUGAGGGCUCGAAUUGGGCACCGAAUAUUAUCCCAGAUAGCUCAAAGAUGUACUAUUAUAUCCGUGCACCAACGACUGUUGAAGCGGAAGAGACGCUCAAGCGUGUUGUUCCCUGUUUCGAAGCAGCAGCGCUUGCAACCGGAACGAAAGUCAAGGUCAUCAGAGGGUCUACUGGGAACGAGCUUGUACAGAACAAAGUCCUUGGCGACGAGCUGUCUGAUGUGGUCAGGAAGAAGUACGGCGUCAUUCGACUACGAAUAUGGGAUCGGCGGUGCAUCGACUGA